Molecule: messenger RNA, 3028 nt
Organism: Pseudoliparis swirei
Lineage: Eukaryota; Metazoa; Chordata; Actinopteri; Perciformes; Liparidae
Exons: 9
Coding region: 1-1920 (639 amino acids)
Biological process (GO): proteoglycan biosynthetic process; carbohydrate biosynthetic process
Cellular component (GO): membrane
Molecular function (GO): sulfotransferase activity
Source: RefSeq, a predicted model, not a curated record
AUGGAGACCUCCACGAUCCACCAGGCAGUGUUUGCACGUUCUCCCCGUGGCGGCGUGGUUCCCUCCGGUUCUCUGGUUUGCUCCCUCAGCCCAGACAUGCAGCUCAGCGUCUUCCGAGGUGCUGGAACAGGAGCAGCCGUCCCUACAUCCCUGCUCGAACAGCUUCCGGGACAUCAACGCUCGCUACCCCUGAACACAGGUUUGGACAAGGAACUUCCUCCAGCACUACAUACUCAGGAUCUACGUAAGCUGGGUCAGACUCAAAAGGGGCAUGAACAGGUGUCAAGGCUCUACAGCAUGAGUGGUACCUUCUACCUCUACAACCCUAUGAACAGUAGGCCCCCACGCAUCUUGGAUCUUAUUUCUGCCCUGAGGCCGGUGGCGAAGAUACACCAACUGACCCACAUCCACUGGUGGACAGUAAACUUUGCGUUUGUCAAACUCAACUCUUUCCGCUGCUUUCUGCUCAGCAUAUUCUUUAGCUCUAGCAUGGGCUUCCUUAAGACGCUCCUGAUGCACUAUCAGCCAAUCAUGUUUCUUGUCUUGCACUUGCUCCUGCCCCAGCAGAGCAUCCACAGGGAGGCACUUCACUGGAACACCACUAAUCUGAACUGCAACUUCCCGACACUCACCAACCGCACGCUCAAGGAAUUGUUCACGGCUAAGAGUCUUGGAGCCUUUAGUCUUACCUCGGAUCGCCUGGCUCUUGGCUUCCGAGCUGUGGACCCAAACACCGACUGCCAUCACCAGGCCUGGGUGGGAGCAGGCGAGGAGGGGGAGGGGAGUGGGGGAUGGAAGCAGAAGGCAGAUGUGUUUACAGAGGCUGGAGGAGGGAGGCGAGCCAAUGACACGUCCAAAGGUGUCUCUCACUACACUACAUGCAUUUUGUUUAAAUGUGGUCGGACUUAUAUCAGUGGUGACAAAGUUCAUGUCACAUUUUCACACAAAUCCUGUCCAGUAAAAAGAUGGAAAGAUAAAAGACGACGCUUUCUAACCGUAGAACCAGCUGUGAGGACGGAAAGCACACCCGGGAAGAGCAGGAGAAGUCCAUUGCAGACCCUCUACAACGGAGACCAGAGCGAGUUGGCGGCUCAGAGGUCCCUCCAAGGUCGCAGGGAGCUGUUGGAGCAGGCGUGUCUGAGCCACACGAGGAAGCGCCAAGUGCUGUCGCCCGAGGAUCUCAAACACCUGAUUGUGGACGACAAACACGGCCUCAUUUACUGCUACGUACCCAAGGUAGCCUGCACCAAUUGGAAGCGCGUCCUGAUGGUCCUCACCAGCGACGGCCGCUACGUCAACCCUCUCGACAUCCCGGCCAACGAGGCGCACGUGGCGGGUCACCUGCGCACGCUGUCGGAGUUCACGGUGCCCGAGAUCAACCGGCGCCUCCGCGACUACCUGAAGUUCGUCUUCGUGCGGGAGCCCUUCGAGCGCCUGGUGUCCGCCUACCGCAACAAGUUCACCCGCAGCUACAACACGGCUUUCCACAAGCGCUACGGCACCAAGAUCGUCCGGCGGAACCGGCCCGACCCGGAGCCCGGGGCGCUGGAGAAGGGCGACGACGUCUCCUUCCCCGAGUUCGUCCAGUACCUCGUGGACCCUCGCACCCAACGCGAGGAACCCUUCAACGAGCACUGGGAGCGCGUGCACUCCCUCUGCCACCCGUGCAUGAUCCACUACGACGUGGUGGGGAAGUACGAGACCCUGGAGCCGGACGCUCGGGCCGUGCUCCGGCUGGCCGGAGUGGAGGAGGCGCUCCAGUUCCCGACGUCCGGCAAGAGCACCAGAACCGACGGCAACAUGGCGGCGCGCUUUUUCAAGCACGUCAGCCCGUUCUACCAGAAGAAGCUGUUCAACCUGUAUCGCAUGGACUUCCUGCUCUUCAACUACUCCACGCCGGAGUACCUCAGGACUCGAUGAGGGGGCGGAGACGAGAGGAGUGACAUCGGUGACACGGACGCGUCGUUGGGGAUGAUCACUUUGCACUUUUUUGGAUUGCCAUGCACUAUUUUUCAUCACAAGCACCCACUUGAGACGACGGCCCAUCAGAACACGCAGAAACACCAAAUGCCUUUUUUUCUUUAUCCGAACUGAAUGCAGACGUGUCUUUCCCAAAAAUGUGUUUGAAAAUGCAGUCUUUACAAACCGAUCCCUCCGGUUCACUGAGAAGUCAGUAUUUAUUUCGUAUUCACUUCGAUCACCAUUCCUCACACAGAAAUGACUUGUUGGACCGAUCUCUGUUGGCUCUGUUCUCAUGUCUGUAACGCGCUGUCGUCCGAUGUGCCUUACCGGCGUUCCCGCCGUGCCGACUACAGUCACAUUCCUCCCAGGACUAAUGAGCCAAUGAAUUAAAGUGAUCACACUUGUGAGGAGCGGGUUCUCCUCUCGCACCGGGGGCUAUGUGUGCUGACUGUGAAGCUGAACACGGCAGAUUCAAUCGAAGCACCUGCAAUAGAACAUCUGUGGAUGGCAUUUAUUUAUGUAUGUCGGUGCAUUCAAGUAUUUAUUGUUAUAGUGUGUGCGUGAGUUAGGCUCACGGUUUUGUGAAAAUGAAUUAUAUGUGAAAGAAGGGGAGUUUCUCUCUUUUUUCGUUUGUCGACUUUUUGCACAUGAACUCAUUCCAAAUAGAAAUAUGCUCGACGAUAUUUAACAAAUCAUCACAUCCUAACAGUAGCAGAAGCGCAAAUAAAAAACUUUGCCUGGGCUUGUCUUAUUAAACUUAAAUAUAUAUCUGAGAGUCGUUUUCCCAAGGCAAAGUUUGCAUUCCCAUCUUAAUUCCAGGGAAAGCUCGUUGCCAUAUCUGCUGUAUCCCUGUCUGUAUUCAGCCCCGGGCAGGUAGGCUGAACAAACAAGCACAUAGCUGUGGCCGGGGCUCGGUCCAGCCCAGCACGAGCCCUGGUCAGAGCUCCCCUUGUUGGCGUCAGUGCAGACCCACGGAGGGGUGUUCAUCCACCUCCAGGCAUCUCCACUGCAGAGCCUUGUUCGGCAAGUGUGUCGGAAUUUAAUAAAUUUAAAAAAUACAGAAGUG